CCGGAAUUUGGCGGUAGAUGCAAAUUCGUAAAUAAUCAGAAUAUAGAAGAAAUGUACACCAAAGAUGAAAGAGAAAUAGAAAAACUAAAGAGAGACAAAGUUAAAGCAGAUAAAAAGGGAAAUCUGAAAGAGGUUGCCUCUCUUGCAAAUUAUCUAGGAGAAUUACUUGCCAAAAAUGGCUUGUUUGAAGAAGCAAAGUCAGAACAUGAACAAGAGCUUGCGAUCAGUGAAGCCUUAAAUGACAGCAUUGGUGCUGCAGUCGCCUGUAGAAAGAUCGGAGAAAAUUACUGUGACCUACAAAACUAUGAAAAAGCUCUACAUUUUCAGCAGCGGCAUCUAAAUCUCGCCAAGAAAUGUGACAAUUUGAUUGAGGAACAGAGAGCAUGGGCAACCAUUGGGAGAACAUAUUUUAUCCAAAGUGAAAACAUGAAUAAUAAAGAAGGUUGCAAUGCAGUCUUACAAAAAGCACUGGAUGCUUUCCAGAAAAGUUUACAAGUUUGUGAGGAGCUGAAGAAGAAAGGAGAAGUGAAGGAAGUGGAAUAUUUUGAGAUGAAGGCUAGAUUGUACCUGAAUAUAGGUCUUGUACAUGAUGUCCUUGGAGACACAAAAGAGUGUGCAGAUAAUCUGAAGAGGGCAAUCACAUUGGCAGAACGUCACCACUUCCACAGUGAUCUGUACAGAUGUCAGACAUGCUUGGCUGCAAUGUACCAGCGCAAAGGGAAUCUCAGUCAGGCCUUGAGAUUUCUAGAAGCUGCUCAAAAAAUAGCUGUCAAACUGAAGGACAGGCAACUAGAAUGUGAAACCCUGACAACCAAGGCAUUGAUUUCCUGUCAGAUUGGAGAUUUCAGUGGUAGUAAGCAUGCCUUGAAAAAAGCCUAUAAACUCAGUCCAAGAGCAGAGGCAGAGAAUCUGAGGAGACUUUUUUGUUCAGUGUCCAAAUUAGAGGAAGCGACAGUGUCUUUAGAAGCAGCCCCCUCAACGCCUUGUGAAGAUAGACUGAGGUUGUUUGAAAGUCUGGGAGACUGUUCAGCUGAGGCGGGAAACUUUAAACAGGCCAUUGAUUACUAUCUGAAAAUGCUUCAGUGUGCCACAGAUCUCAGUAAACCAACAAAAGACUUCAUCCCAAUUUAUGUUUCUGUGGCACAAACAUAUGCUGAUGAUAAGCAGUACAAAAAUGCCAUCAAGUAUUACAUGAAAGAGAUGGAGGCAAGAGGGGAUGAUGAUGUACAGGUUUGUAAGACCCUCCUAAAUAUUGCCGAGAUCCAAUUUUCUGAUGGGGAAGGAUAUGAUGAUAUCAGCAAGACAUACCUAUCUGCAUACAAACAUGCCAAGAAAGCAAAACACCAUUUGUUAGAGUUUCUGGUCCUGAAAGCACUCACUGAUGUCCAGAAGAACUUCAAUCAGAAAUCACACCUUCAACAGACCACGGGAAAACUGAACAAAAUCAAGGAGAAGUAUGACAUAAGUAGUUCAGAUGAGCUGAGUGAUGAUGAGAGAGACAGUCAGAGGACGACAGCAGAGGAGGAGGAACUCAGUAUAUCAGAACUGUCAGAAUCGGAGGACAGUGAUGAAGAACUACCAGUAAACACAAACACUGUUACUACAGGCAGAGCAAGGCGAAACAAAGCUGCCACAAAGAGAAAUGAGAAAGGUGAAACACCUCUACAUAGAGCCUGUAUAGAAGGGAAUCUAAAGAAAGUGGAAAGACUUAUAGAACAGGGUCACCAAGUGAACCCCCGAGACUACUGUGGUUGGAUUCCCCUCCACGAGGCGGCCAACCAUGACCACUACGAGAUAGUGCAGUAUUUACUGGAGCAUGGAGCAGCAGUAAACGACCGGGGAUUUUGCAUUUUUGGGGGCGUACACUUUUUGUUAUUAAUGUGUGCUAAUUGUGGCAACAUGGAAAUUCUGGAGUUGCUGAUCUCCAAAGGAGCAAAUGUGCUGGCUAAGGAUGAUGAAGGAAACACAGCUCUCGACUGUUUGAGGGCUUGGAGACAGAGAUGUGACAACAUCACAGAUGACCUCAUCGCGAAAUUUACAUCACUAGAGCAAAAACUACAGAAGAGACUACCAAAUUUAGAUGCCCCAUCUAUUCAAGAAGAGAGACAAAACAUCCCCUUAUCACAGACAGCUGGAUCAAUGCCUCUUCUAAGGCAACCUAAAAGGAAGAGUAAUGGCUCUAGUAUGAGAAGAACUUUGUCCUCUGGUUCUGAGAGUGAUUAUGAAAUUCAAGAGGCAGAAUCCCUAGACUCCACAGAAGAUUCACAGGAUGCUUAUCCUAAUCCUCUACUGCAGAAAGAAAAACCCCCAAAGCGUGCCACAGAAUUCUACAAAAGUGCCAUAAAAGGUGUAGGAUUAAGUGCCACAAAAAUGGUAUCUGUUUCCCAGCCUUCAAACUCUAAACCGCAAAAAGAGAUACAGCCAUUUUUGGCAGAGGAGGAAAUUCUGGAUGAUGAUUGGCUGAUUGACGAUAUGAAACCAACCAAUAGAAAGAGGAGAUUGGAUGUUAAUGAUAUCUUUCCUAAAAGUCAGGUGCCCUCUAGUCAGAGAGGACCCAAGAGGAAAAAACAUUCAAAUGAGCAAGCUCAAUUAAGUGAUUUUCUUGAUAAUGAGAAUAUUGAAUCAGAUGCAUUGGUUGUGGCAGAAAAUCCAUCUCAAGAUAAUCAUAUUGCCAUUAAUGAAACUACAACUGGCAAUGAUCUUUUCUUGAUAAGUGAAAAUGAAAGCAGCAAUGACAGUGUAGAAAUUAGGCCAAGGUCAAGUCGCCUCUCUCGAAAACCAAAGCAAACAAAACUGACAAAUUUUGGAGUAAGAAAGUCUAACAAUUAUAUAUCCGAUGAGAAUUUAAUGGAAAAUACUACUUCCAUACAAGAUUCCAGAUUUCCAACAGAUGUUUCUUCAUCAGUUCGAUCUGGAGUUCCAGUCCCAGGUUAUGGACUCACCCUUCCUUCAAGUCAAUUGGCACCUGGAUUAUUGUCACAAUCCGUGGCUUUCCCAGUGGGAACACUUAGAGUUACAGUCAAGGAUAAGAAACUGUUGGUUCCAGUAUUCGAAAAGGACGUUAACAGUACUGUAUCAUGGCUGGCAGAAGAGACAGCUUCCAGAUACUACAAGCUCACUGGAUUACAGUGUGUCCUCAGCAUACAGCUAGGAGACGGAGCAGUCCUCAGUCCAGAUGAUCCAGUCACACUCCUGUUAUCAUCAAAUGAGGAGAUAAAGGGUGUAGUGGAGAGUUUGGACCUGGCACCGAUGUCACAGCAGUAUGAGCAAGCCUGUCAGGAGUUAUCCUGCAUAAGCUACAGAAACAUCAAGACCCUCCUUAUUCAGUCUGAUUCCAAUGGAGGCAAGCUGGACUUUCAGAACCUGGCUCUCCGUCCAAUACAGCUUAAACCUGUCUUCAAAGCUAUUCAGUUCCAGAGCAGCAUAACAGAGAUAUGUCUAAAAGCCAACAGACUGGGUGAUAAAGGCCUUGAGGACUUUGUAGUUGUUCUGAAAUCACUCAGUAAUCUGUGUACUCUGGAUCUCUCCUGUAAUGGUAUAACAAGUGUAGGACUGAAGACUUUAGCAGAUUGUGUCUCCUCCAUGAAAGAUGAAACUAAUGCACCAAAAAAUUUGCUGCACCUUUCCCUCAGUAACAACCUACUGGGAGACAACUGCUGUGCCUUACUGAACACAGUUAUCUCCUCUUUGUCAUCACUGGAAACAUUAGAGUUAUCCUCCUGUGGAUUCACAACAAAACUGUUUCAGCAAAACAGACUCAGUUUGGUAGACACAGUCAAAAACUCCAGUAUCCACACCUUAGAUGUAUCCUGCAAUACAUUGGGUUCAUUAGGAGUAGAACUGGUUCUGUGUUGUUUAAAUCCAAGUAAUCUGACCACCUUAAACCUGACUGGAACUGUUACAGCCAGCGGGGUGUUACAUUUGUUUCUCCACCAUAUUGAAAUGUUCCUCUCUCAGGACAGCUGUUCUUUGGCUGAUCUCACCUUGAGCUCUUGUCAGUUAAGUCUGGAGGAAAAAGAUAAACUUGUGAGGUUGUUAGCAGUUGGAAAAAAUAUCAAUCGACUUGACAUUUCCUGCAAUCCCAAACUGACCAAUGAGGUGGUUACAGCCUUGUUGUCUGAGUCAACAAAACACAGCUCGCCUCUGGAGGUGUUAAUCACUGAAGGAUGUACCAUCACGUCUCCGAUCAACUCGGAUUUCCUGGACGCGCUCGGGGAAAAGUUGGACAGUGCACGGCCUCUGACCUAUCUGAGCAUGAGCAGUGAUUUGUUGGAGAAACUAGACAUAGAGUGCCUGACGGAGGUGUGGACUCAGUACUGGCAGACAGGAGUGGGGGUUGUUAAGAACGUGUUAGAUGUUAUAGAGCUUUGUGUUGAUGAUAAAUAGUGUAUAUAAAAUGUUGGAUAUAUGUAAAAUGUUGGAUAUUUGUAAAAUGUUGGAUAUAAGAAAUCAAAUUAUUGAAUAUUUUUCACUCAAAGAGAUGUUGUGUAAGUACUGCCCCACCUGUGUGCUUGACAUUUAAAGUGCUUUUUUAUUACUAUAAUUAUUUUUAUGUUAUAUUUAUAGAAGCCUAUAAACACAAUCUACCUUUCCUUGAGAUUGUAUUUACAUGUAUAAAAGGUAGCCAGGAAUAAUCUUGCUGCAACAUAACUCAGGAUUGAUAUCUGAUUAAUUAAAUACAAUUAUAGCUUUGUUUGCUCUAU
Saccostrea cuccullata (small rock oyster) is the source of this 4703-nucleotide messenger RNA. RefSeq names its product tonsoku-like protein. Gene Ontology annotation, biological process: double-strand break repair via homologous recombination; replication fork processing. NCBI's taxonomy places the organism in Eukaryota, Metazoa, Mollusca, Bivalvia, Ostreida, Ostreidae. Gene Ontology annotation, molecular function: protein binding. The record is from RefSeq and is a predicted model, not a curated record. Gene Ontology annotation, cellular component: nuclear replication fork.